AUGACCAUUGAAACAACCAGUUUCUAUAGCUCGCCUUAUCUGGCGGAGCUCUAUGAGCUUCAAUGGGCGGGGCCAAAUAUGACGGAUGUCGACUUCUACGCCCGUGCAUUCAUUGAUGCAGUUACCAAGAACAGGACGGCUGGAGUAACUCAUCCGAUCACGUUUCUUGAGCUCGGUACUGGCUCCGGACGCGUGACUCUCGGUGUUAUGAAACGAAUGGCGAAGGUAUCGUUCGACACAAGCAAUAUAAAGAUGAUUGGCCUAGAUAACUCGAAGAAUAUGCUGGAUCUAGCUGCCAAAUUAGAGUCCAAGACUAAGGGGCUUUCUCUCCCUGUCACCUGGGUGUUGGGAGAUAUGUUGGCCCUCGACCAGUUACCAAUUUUCUCACCCCAAGAGAACAAGCAUGCCACUGUCGACUUUCUCACUUUCCCACUCAGCAGCAUCGUACACAUGGUCGAGGACGGGCAAUUGGAAAAGUUACUGCAACAGAUUAGCAAUGUUCUCACCCCAGAGACAGGCAGAGCAUAUAUAUCUCUUUUCAACUGGUUCUUGAUUCGACCUGACGAUGAUCUUCAAGCCCGGAAGGACGACGAGACAAUGCCACCACCGACAGAUCUCCAGAGCGCAGAGUUCCCCAGAAUCCGGUAUUGCAGUGAAAUGAAGAAGAGCGAGUACAAAGGGGACCUCGUUAUUUACCGCCAGGAAGUGCAGGUCUUUGAGCAGAGGGAUAACUGCGAGGAAAAGGAAAUCGAACGCUAUCAUGUUAGGCAGACGCUACGGUGGUUCUCUGAGAGUGCGCUUCUUGCAGCCGUUGAAGCGGCAGGCUUGCGGGUCGUGGAGCGGAGAUUGGAAAGCUCUGUUAUCGAGGAUGAUGAAUCUGAAUUUGCGGAAAACAUAUUCAUCCUUCAACGGGUGUAA
This is a messenger RNA of Nannizzia gypsea CBS 118893, 918 nucleotides long. RefSeq lists its product as hypothetical. The transcript has a single exon. NCBI's taxonomy places the organism in Eukaryota, Fungi, Ascomycota, Eurotiomycetes, Onygenales, Arthrodermataceae. The record is from RefSeq and is a predicted model, not a curated record. Bases 1 to 918 code for a protein of 305 amino acids.